CCCGCGCUGUCGUCACUAAAUCGCGCAGGAGGCUGCUCAUGCUUACAGGAGGAACGUGAGCCACUUGGUUUAUAAACUAUAUCUAGAUACGUUUGCCAUAUAAGAGCGGCAAAUAUGAGAGAAACACCUUUAUCAAACUGCGAGAGAGACUUCCUGCUUAAAGGUAUUCAGGAAAAGAAGCGUUUGGAUGGAAGACAAACCUACGACUACCGCAAUAUAAAAAUCUCAUUUGGUACAGAUUAUGGCUGCUGUACGGUCACCCUGGGGAAAACGAGGGUGUUGGCUCAGGUGUCGUGCGAGUUGGUUCCUCCGAAAGAUUCCCGUCCCACUGAAGGCAUCAUGUUUUUUAACCUGGAGCUUUCUCCCAUGGCAUCGCCUGGCUUUCAGUCCAACAGACAGUCCGAGUUGUUAGUGACGCUGAACAGGCAGCUGGAGAGAUGUCUGAGGAACUCCAGAUGCAUCGACACGGAGUCGUUGUGUGUGAUCUCAGGAGAAAAGGUCUGGCAGAUCCGUGUGGACGUUCACGUUCUGAAUCAUGACGGGAAUCUGAUGGACGCAGCGAGCGUCGCAGCCAUUUCGGCGCUCUGUCACUUCAAAAGGCCAGAGGUCGCCAUCCAGGGCCGAGACGUCACUGUGUUCAGUCCAGAGGAAAGGGAUCCGGUUCCGCUGAGUGUUUACCACAUGCCGAUUUGUGUCAGCUUCGCCUUCUUCCAGCAGGGCUCGUAUCUGCUGGUGGAUCCGUGUGAGAAAGAGGAGCUGGUCAUGGAUGGACUCUUGGUCUUAGCCAUGAACAAACACAGAGAGAUCUGCUCCAUCCAGUCCAGCGGAGGCAUCAUGUUACUCAAAGACCAGGUUCUGAGGUGCAGCAAAAUAGCCAGUGUGAAAGUGUCAGAAAUCACAGAGCUCAUCACUAAAGCCUUGGAAAAUGACAGACGAGCCAGGAAAGAAGGCGGCAAGUUCGGCUUCGCGGAGUCCAUAGCCAAGGAGCGCAUCACAGUCCUGACGAGAGAGGAAGCUCCACUGGACACCACAGAUAUCCAGGCGACGGCUGACGGCAUCAUCAGCAAAGCGGACGCUCCUCCUGAAGUUGUGCCCUCUCCUGUCAUUGUUGCCACGGGAACCGGACAGGUAGGGGAGGGGCUAGAGAACACAUGGGGUUUGGAAGAAGACGAUGAGGAAGAGGAGAUGGCGGACGUAACCGAGCGGAAGACGAAGGAAGAUGAAGUGAUGGUUCUCUCAGACAGCGAGGAGGAAGAAGUUGUGAUUUUGAAUCAGGAUGGCCGAAGUAAACGCUCGCAACGCUGAAGAGGAAACCUGACUGAAAGUAGGAAGAGCUUUCCACUCAAAAUAACAAGAAGAACAUGUCCUGAAAGCUGCUUUUCUGCUCACUGCCUUUAGUUUGAUCAAAUUGAUCGUUUCUGGGACAUAAAAAGACGGCACAGAAGAUAAAUGUCUUCUCUUUUCUUACCAUAUAUAUUAAAUAAAUAUAAAAUGUUAAACAAA
This is a messenger RNA of Hemibagrus wyckioides, 1503 nucleotides long. RefSeq names its product exosome component 9 (gene exosc9). The record is from RefSeq and is a predicted model, not a curated record. Gene Ontology annotation, biological process: nuclear mRNA surveillance; exonucleolytic trimming to generate mature 3'-end of 5.8S rRNA from tricistronic rRNA transcript (SSU-rRNA, 5.8S rRNA, LSU-rRNA); TRAMP-dependent tRNA surveillance pathway. The transcript is spliced from 12 exons. The coding region runs from base 115 to 1305 and encodes 396 amino acids. Lineage: Eukaryota; Metazoa; Chordata; Actinopteri; Siluriformes; Bagridae. Gene Ontology annotation, cellular component: nuclear exosome (RNase complex); cytoplasmic exosome (RNase complex).